GCAGGCUGUCCCUGCUGCGGGCCGUGCGGCGCUGCUGGGGCACGCUCGCAGCAUGGCCGUGGCCGGGGAGCUGCCGCCCAUCGCCCCGGCGCUGCCCGCCGCUGCCAUCCCCUCCUUCGCCGUGGCCCGCGGUCUGGUGGGACGCCGCUACUCGUGCCUGGUGGUGGCGCCGCGCCGCAGGCAUAUCGCGCUGCCGCCGCGCUACCUGGGCCGCAAGCGCACCGGCAUCCGCGCCCAGCUCGACGGCGAGCUCCUGCGCUACUCGGAGAGCCUUCAGGGUGUGCCGGUGGCUUAUGGCAACAUCAGAGUGGUCGGUGAGCUCGGGGACAUUUACGAUGACCAGGGAUUCAUCCACCUCAACAUCGAGGCAGACUUUGUCAUCUUCAGCCCCAAGAAAGGGAAGAAACUGGUGGGUGUAAUCAAUAAAGUGGCUCCUAGUCACAUUGGCUGCCUGAUACAUGGAUGCUUCAAUGCUUCUAUCCCUAAACCUGAACAUAUGUCAUUUGCACAGUGGAAAGAGCUGGGGUUAAAAAUAGGGGAUGAACUGAAAUUUCAAGUGCUGCACUUGGAUUCUGAUGCAGCUGGAGUGUUCUUCAUUCGAGGAGGACUCCUUAAAAGCAGCAUGAAGCCCAAACAAUCUGAGAUUAUCACUGGCGAUACAAAUGGAGGUGAAAUUCAAAAGCCUGACCACCAGGAGAAUGGGUUGCAUAACUCUGAGGGAGAUAAUGUCACAGAGGAGCCUCUAGAUGAGAUGAGUGACACUGGGAGGGAAAAUGCAGAACAGCCAAGUGUUGAUGCUGUUGCAGAAUUAUGUGAUGAUAAAAACAAGAAGAAGAAGAAAAAGAAAAAGCAUAAGCAAGAAGAGCAGGAGCAUGUGUUGCCUACCAGUGACUCCAGUGGUUACCAAAAUGACCAUGAAAAGUCAAAGAAAAAGCAUAAGCAAGAAGAGCAGGAGCACGUGUUGCCUACCAGUGACUCCAGUGGUUACCAAAAUGGCCAUGAAAAGUCAAACAAAAAGCAUAAGCAAGAAGAGCAGGAGCAUGUGUUGCCUACCAGUGACUCCAGUGGUUACCAAAAUGGCCAUGAAAAGUCAAAGAAAAAGAAAAAGCAUAAGCAAGAAGAGCAGGAGCACGUGUUGCCUACCAGUGACUCCAGUGGUCACCAAAAUGGCCAUGAAAAGUCAAAGAAAAAGAAAAGAAAACAUUGUGAUGAGAUUGAAGAAAGUGAAUUAUCUCAGCUGUCAGAAGAGCCCAGCGCCAAAAGGAAAAGAGACUAAAGUCUGAAGUGCCUUUCCUGGAUAAAAGUGAAGACAUUUUCAAUAAGCUUCUAAUAAAAUCCUCUUUUUAAAAGG
Messenger RNA from Pogoniulus pusillus (Red-fronted tinkerbird), 1351 nucleotides. It is a transcript of the gene POLR1F, whose product is annotated as RNA polymerase I subunit F. The record is from RefSeq and is a predicted model, not a curated record. NCBI's taxonomy places the organism in Eukaryota, Metazoa, Chordata, Aves, Piciformes, Lybiidae. Bases 53 to 1276 code for a protein of 407 amino acids. Gene Ontology annotation, biological process: DNA-templated transcription; DNA-templated transcription initiation. Gene Ontology annotation, cellular component: RNA polymerase I complex. The transcript is spliced from 4 exons.